This is a messenger RNA of Cercopithifilaria johnstoni, 1083 nucleotides long. NCBI's taxonomy places the organism in Eukaryota, Metazoa, Nematoda, Chromadorea, Rhabditida, Onchocercidae. The record is from the annotation of a GenBank genome assembly.
AUGAUUGAAAAUAUUGUUGGCGAAGAUCCCAAUGAAAUCCAUCAACGAUUUUUACCACCAAAAAACGUCGGGAACGAUGUAAAAAUAAUUGAAUUAGAUAAUCGAAAAACCGGAAUAUCGAAUGCUAAUAUGGAUGGUUGUAAGGAAUGGAAUUGUAUCAUUCGUUAUCAACAAUCUGAUAUGAUUAUCUCGACUGCUGAUGCUAUUUUAAUCAACAGGAGAAAAAAAGAACACUAUCAACAUUAUCAUAUCAAUAAAUACUACAUAUUUUUCACUCAGGAAUCAGCUGCUAAUUAUCCAUUCAAUCAUUCAUCCUUCAAUUUAACAUUGAAUUUUAUUCGUAAUAGUCCAGUUUCAUCACCAUAUGGAUAUACGGUGAAGUUAGCAAAAGGUUCAAGGCCUAUAGGCUCGUUAAUUAAUGAUGAUAUUAUACGGAAUAAAAGCAUACCUAUCGCAUGGUUUGUAAGUAAUUGUAAAACUGCAAGUCAACGUGAAAUUUAUGUUAAAUAUUUAAAGAAGUAUUUAACUGUUGAUAUAUUUGGCUUCUGUGGUAAUACAUCUUGCGUAGACAAUGAUUCGUGUGAAAAUCUGCUCAAUUAUGUUUAUUAUUUUUAUUUAUCAUUUGAAAAUUCGAUAUGUGAAGAUUAUAUAACGGAGAAGUUAUGGAAGCACGGAUAUGGCCAUGAAAUAAUACCAAUUGUAUUGAAACGAUCAAUUGUUGAACGAUACGCACCACCGCAUUCAUUCAUUGCUGUUGAUGAUUUUAAAACAAUCCAUGAUCUGGCUGAUUACUUGAAAUAUUUAAUGCAUAAUCUAACAGCAUAUAGGGAAUAUUUUGAAUGGCGACGAGAAUACAAGGUAUUAUUUUUGAAUGGUAAUAUUCAUGAUGAUCUGGAACGACCAUGGGGAUUUUGUCAACUUUGCAGAUUAUUAUGGAUGAAUCCACGACCAAAAUAUGUUAUUGAAAAUUUUACUGAUUUCUGGCACAAUUCAUGUGAAUUAUCCGGCACUCUGGUAAAUACAAUUUUACGGGAAGAACUUAAAAAUUCACAACAAUUUGAAUUGAACACCAAAUUACAGUGA